Molecule: messenger RNA, 1650 nt
Organism: Fraxinus pennsylvanica
Lineage: Eukaryota; Viridiplantae; Streptophyta; Magnoliopsida; Lamiales; Oleaceae
Source: the annotation of a GenBank genome assembly
AUGGGAGUUGUGACUGUUUCGACUUCUGCUGCUCGGACUCCAUUGGGAUUGAGCACAAAAUUUUCGACGCGUUUAUCUCCACAUAAAAGACCGGUAAUUUUAUCGUUCAAAACAGAUAAAACAAAAAAUACGUCACUUGUUGCACCUCCAGAGUCUGUUUGUUUACCUAUAGAGACAGCUAAAGAAAAUGAAAAGAGGUUAAGAACUGUAAAAAAGCGUUCAGAACGAGUACAUGCUGUCUUGACUGAUGAAGCAAUUUUGAGUACUUUUGAUUUAGAUUACAAUGAAGCUGUCGCCAAACUAGAACACAUAUUCAAACGUAGUCCAUCUGAUAAGGAAGUCAACGACCAGAUGGUUAAGAGGAGGAGACGGAGGAGAAAGAGAGAAGAAGCUGAGGAGAAAGAAGGGAAGGGAAGUGCCAAUAAUAUGGUUAGGAUUCAGAGGAAGAAGGCAAAAAGAUUAAGUCUUGAGACGAGGAUUGCCAUGAGAACGAACAAAGAAGGUGAAGUGAUUGCACCAUCCCAGAAAGGGAAAAAAUGUAAAAACGAUGAAGAUGAAGAUAUUGAUCGGCUUGUUAGAGAAUAUUCAGCUUCCACCGAUUUAUUUAGCCUCGAUUGGAAGAAAAUGAAGAUUCCACCGGUCCUUUCUUCAUCUGACCAUGCCUGGCUGUUUAAGCUGAUGCAGCCUAUGAAGGCAAUCCUUCAAGUUAAGGAGAACUUACAAAAUGAUUUGGGAAGAGAACCAACAGAUUGUGAAUUAGCAGAGGCAACAAAUAUGGAUACUUUUCAACUCAAGAAACAUGUGGAAGUUGGUCGAGCUGCCAGAAACAAGUUGAUCAAGCACAAUCUCCGGCUUGUUCUGUUUGUAAUGAACAAAUAUUUUCAAGACUUUGCAAACGGCCCAAAAUUCCAAGACCUCUGUCAAGCUGGAGUUAAGGGUCUUAUAAUAGCCAUUGAUCGUUUUGAACCAAAAAGGAAGUUCCGGCUCUCAACAUAUGGCCUCUUUUGGAUCCGACAUGCAAUUACACGUUCUAUGACGCUCUCAAGCUUCACGAAAGUGUCCUUUGGCCUUGAGUCGGUCAGAGCAGAAAUCAAUCGGGCGAGGCUGGAGUUGAUGUUUGAACUUCAGAGAAUGCCAACAGACGAAGAAAUUGUAGAGAGAGUCGGUAUUUCCCCCGAAAGAUAUCACGAAGUGAUGAGAGUAUCAAAGCCUAUCAUUUCCCUCCAUUCACGGCAUGCGUUAACCCAAGAGGAAUUCAUAAAUGGAAUUACUGAUGUUGAUGGUGUAGAAGGAGAUAAAAGGAGGCAACCUGCUCUUCUCAGGCUUGCACUAGAUGAUGUGCUUGAUUCUCUGAAGCCAAAGGAGAGUUUGGUGAUCAGACAGAGAUAUGGACUUGACGGUAGAGGAGACAGAACCUUGGGAGAAAUUGCUGGGAAUUUAAAUAUUUCGAGAGAAAUGGUCCGAAAGCAUGAAAUGAAGGCUCUCAUGAAGCUCAAGCAUCCAGCACGAAUGGACUAUAUUCCGGCCAUAUAUAAGUUUACUUACUGGCCAUUGGCUUGUCUUGUUGACGCAUAUCUUAAUCCCCAUCUGGAUCAGCUGUCUUCACAUUGCUGGAUAUUAAUUGUUCUAUACCAACCAUUUGUAUCAUAG